This is a messenger RNA of Aureobasidium namibiae CBS 147.97, 894 nucleotides long. RefSeq lists its product as uncharacterized. The coding region runs from base 1 to 894 and encodes 297 amino acids. Lineage: Eukaryota; Fungi; Ascomycota; Dothideomycetes; Dothideales; Saccotheciaceae. The record is from RefSeq and is a predicted model, not a curated record. The transcript is spliced from 2 exons.
AUGUCUCAGAACAAGCCCAAGGUCGAUCCUACCAUGGCCGACAGCUGGAGUCCGCACAAAGAUGCCAGACUCAACCGCGAAUACACUCUUAUCGACAACGACGAUCCGGAUGAACAGGACUACGACGUGAUCCCCAACAUCAAAACUACCCUUGUCGAGAAGAACCCGAGGCGACCUCCCCACCCCCUCGACGACUACGCCAACGACCGCAGCUACAUCAGAAAGCUUGCCGAGCGUAUGGACUAUUGGGUGACAGACCCCGCUGCUCGUCUCAGGGGCGGCAAGCAACGAACACCGGGCGAACGCAGCGACGAACACCGGGCUAUCGACGAUGCAGCUUGGAUCGAUGGUGUGAAGAGCGAUAUCAGAUGUUUGUGGGAUAACAUGGGCGUUGGACAAGACUUUCUGAACGAAGAGCUACAAUGCCUCCGAGUUGCGUUUUUCCACGAGUGCAGACGAACUUUGGAGAAGGUUGAGGAAGAAGGAUUUGAUAUUAUGAAAGAAAUGGCCACCGACAAGCGAGUUCUCCGUAACCGCUACAACUUCUCCCUGGACGAACAAAGGGAGAUCAACAGACGUUCUGCUCAAAUGAUCGGUCAGUUGUCCAGAUGGGAGCACUUCGUGCUCCGUAAGCGCCUACUGUCCGGGAUGCCUCAAGAGCAGAGGAUGAACUACGCCCGAACUGACCUGGAUGUUGUUCGUCGGUAUUUCAACAACCGGGUUAUGAAGUCAUUCGCUGAGGGGAAGGAGCUGAUGGAACCAGAGCUGAUCGAAUUUCUGACAGAAGAACAGGAGCGCAGUAGAAAGCAAGUGUUGGAGGAGCUGGGAUGCCAGCAGAAGCAGCUAGAAAAGCAGGUGGAGUCCCUUCGAGAAGAGCUGGAGCGUCAAAAGUAG